This is a messenger RNA of Pygocentrus nattereri (red-bellied piranha), 2298 nucleotides long. It is a transcript of the gene serbp1a, whose product is annotated as SERPINE1 mRNA binding protein 1a. The transcript has 8 exons. The record is from RefSeq and is a predicted model, not a curated record. NCBI's taxonomy places the organism in Eukaryota, Metazoa, Chordata, Actinopteri, Characiformes, Serrasalmidae. The coding region runs from base 103 to 1248 and encodes 381 amino acids. Gene Ontology annotation, cellular component: nucleus; cytoplasm. Gene Ontology annotation, molecular function: mRNA 3'-UTR binding.
AAGCGAAAGUCUUUUCCCCAGCCAUCUUGUGGCCUUUACAAGCGAGUAGCUCGCACCAAGCCUCGUAGAAUCGGAGGAGAAUCCUGCUGAAGGGGCGCCAUCAUGCCCGGACAUCUGCAAGAAGGUUUCGGCUGCGUCGUAACCAAUCGGUUCGACCAGCUAUUUGAUGAUGAAGGGGAUCCGUUCGAGUUGAUAAAGCAGGCAGAAACCAAGAAGAAGGACGCGCCCGCUCCGGGUGCCGCCAAGAGCGCGGCUCAGGCUGCAAAGCAGCCCAAGAAAGAGUCCCAGAAAGACAGAAAAGCUCCACUUCCAGAGAAAAAGGAAGAGCCACAGGCGCCCGUUUCUCUCAAGAAGGAAGGCAUGAGGAGAAUGGGCAGGCGGCCAGAGCAGCAAGCUCAGCAGGGCUCCCAGCAGCAGGGGGGUCAGAGCGAGGGUCGACCCCAGGCAGACAGGCGGCCUGACAGGAGGCCCCCACGUGAGCGCCGGCCAGACAAACCUGCCGAUGAGAAGCCAGCUGAGGGUGGAGAGUUCUCUGUGGAAAAGUCUGCUGGGGACAGGCCGUUCCGUGGUCGUGGAGGCGGCAGAGGAGGCCGCGGAGGACGGGGCAGAGGUGUUGGCCGAAGCGACGGAUUUGACUUGCGUGGCAAACGUGAAUUUGAUAGACACAGUGGCAGCGAUCGAUCCAGCCUGAAAGCAGAGGAAAAGCGAGGAGGAAGUGGAUCUCACAACUGGGGCACUGUCAAGGAUGAGCUGAGCGAGCUUGACCAGUCAAAUGUAACGGAUGAUGCCCAUGAGGGAGAAGAGCACCCGCCUGCUGACUCUGAGAACAAGGAGAAUGAAGCUGAAGAGGUAAAAGAGGAAGGGGCUAAGGAGAUGACUCUAGAUGAAUGGAAGGCCCAGCAGGACAAAGAGCGGGCUAAGGCUGACUUCAACAUUCGCAAGGCCAACGAGGGAGCAGACUGGAAGAAAGGAUACUUGCUGCACAAGUCCAAGGCCAAGGAUUCUCCUUCUGAUGAAGCUUCUGGUGAUCACCACUUCCGCAAACCAGCCAACGACAUUACGACCCAGCUGGAGAUUAACUUUGGAGACCUGGGCCGCCCUGGGCGUGGUCGCGGUGGACCUCGUGGAGGAAGAGGAGGCCGUGGGGGUGGAACUGCCAGGCCGCCUCGUGAGCGCAGGCCAGAUAAGUCAAGCGGAGUUUUGGCCCCUGAUGUGGAUGACCCGGAGGCUUUCCCGGCCCUGGCUUAAGCUCCCUGAUGGGUAGCUAUGAUCAGCCAUGCCACUGAGCCCCCUCCCUGGGCCCUUCGCUACGAGGCUUGCAUGCUAAUGAAUCCUUCAGCAGAUGAAAUGAUGGAAGACUGUCAUCCAUCCCAUUCACCCCUGAGGACUGAAUUUUACUUGUUUUAGAAAAAAAGGAGAAAAUCUUACAAAAAAAGAAAGGACUUCUUGCUACUCGGAAGCAAAUUAUUGGUAGAGGUUUUGUAUUCAGUAUAAGGUAGCAGGGAUGUUUUCAUACAGUAUUUUUUUCAGACGUUAUGCAUUCUCCAUGAAUACUUUUUGUACUGCUGCUUGAAAAUAUGCAUUUCCAAAAAUAGGUGUGAAGAGUGCUUCAGUUAGCUUGUGGUGGCCCUUGGCUUGCUUUCUUCUUAUGCCUUAGACACUCUCUUUAGGGAUCACUUACAAGCGUAUCUGCACAAAAUACUGGACUGAGUAUUUUGUUUUUAAAAUGUUACUGCAUUUUAGAGCAAGAUUUGCGUUAAAGUUCUCGAUGAUUACACAAUAAGCCUUUAACAGUUACAAAUCUGAAGUCUUGAAUGAAGUAACAAGUGAUUUGACUUGUAGCUUGAUGCCAAAAUCUUUGAUUCUUCUACCUUCAUCAUAGCUAUUGAUAAUCCUCUGAGAAAUGUUUUCAUAUAUCCCGAAUGUCACACUUGUUGAAUGGCCAUUGUAAGAGUCAGUGUACAUUGACAUCAGUGGCAGGUUACUCUGAGGACAGUAAUGCAUUCUUUUGUCACAGCCUUUAGGUUUUUAAAAAUGUCAGGUUUACAUUGUGCACUCCUGUUUACUGAUACCAGUAUGAAUAAGUUCAAAUUAUUUUAGUGCAUCAGUCCUGUUUUAGAUUCAAUUUUUCAUUUUCUUUCUGCCCCGUAGCUUCUUGGAAACAGCACUACUGCAUAGUUGACCUGAAAGAAAUACCAGUUGUUCAGUGUGGAACAACUGAGUGUUAUGAAAAUGUGUGAAUUCUAACCCUGCUAUUACUCAGACCUCUGUCCAUAAUUAAAAGAUGGUCUAUUCAUA